AUGGACAAGUAUCAAAGGAUCGAAAAGGUCGGCGAAGGAACAUAUGGUGUCGUAUACAAGGCAAAGGACUUGACACCGGGUGCCAACGGUCGUAUCGUUGCGCUCAAAAAGAUUCGUCUCGAGACAGAAGAUGAGGGUGUCCCUUCCACAGCCAUCCGCGAGAUCUCAUUACUCAAGGAACUCAGAGAUGACAACAUCGUAAGGCUGUUCGACAUUGUUCACCAGGAAAGCAGGCUGUACCUCGUCUUUGAGUUCCUCGAUCUUGACCUGCGCAAGUACAUGGACCAUGUCUCGCGAAACCGCGGAGGCGACGGUAUGGGUCCCGAAAUCGUUCGCAAGUUCACCUAUCAGCUCAUUCGCGGUCUUUACUACUGCCACGCACACCGCAUCCUCCACCGCGACUUGAAGCCUCAGAACCUUCUUAUCGACCGCGAAGGUAACCUCAAACUCGCCGACUUUGGUCUCGCCCGUGCCUUUGGUAUCCCUCUCCGCACCUAUACCCACGAAGUUGUAACGCUCUGGUACCGUGCGCCCGAAGUGCUGCUGGGCUCGCGACACUACAGCACCGCCAUCGACAUGUGGUCCGUCGGCUGCAUCUUUGCCGAGAUGACUUUGCGACAUCCGCUCUUCCCAGGUGACUCCGAGAUUGACCAGAUCUUUAAAAUCUUUCGCGCGCUCGGCACCCCCACUGACGACGUUUGGCCGGGAGUACAGCAGCUGCCCGACUACAAGGAUAGCUUCCCCAAGUGGGCCGGACGACCGCUGCGCGAUGCUGUGCCUGGCCUCGACGAGGCAGGCUUGGAUCUGCUCGAGGGCAUGCUCGUUUACGACCCCGCAGGAAGGACAUCCGCCAAGCGCAGUCUUGUCCACCCGUACUUCAGGAGGCUCCUCACAUGA
Mycosarcoma maydis (corn smut) is the source of this 897-nucleotide messenger RNA. Its product is annotated as cyclin-dependent serine/threonine-protein kinase. The record is from RefSeq and is a predicted model, not a curated record. Gene Ontology annotation, molecular function: ATP binding; cyclin-dependent protein serine/threonine kinase activity; cyclin binding. NCBI's taxonomy places the organism in Eukaryota, Fungi, Basidiomycota, Ustilaginomycetes, Ustilaginales. Bases 1 to 897 code for a protein of 298 amino acids. Gene Ontology annotation, cellular component: nucleus; cytoplasm; cyclin-dependent protein kinase holoenzyme complex. Gene Ontology annotation, biological process: protein phosphorylation; G1/S transition of mitotic cell cycle; regulation of G2/M transition of mitotic cell cycle. The transcript is spliced from 3 exons.